AUGGAGAGGCUUCUGAGGAAAUGUAUUAUCAGAAAUCAGCUGGUCCGGGAAUGUCUGGCGGAAUGUCUCGGACUGUACAUCGCAGUUUUAAUCGGAUCUGGAGCGGCGGCCCAGGUCAUCACAUCCAACGGUAACCAUGGCAACUACCUAACAAUCCAACUUGGUUCUGCCCUUGGAGCGUUAUUUGGGAUUCUUGUUGCUCAUGGAGUUUCAGGUGCUCAUCUCAACGUGGUUUGGUCCAUGAGUCUGUCCAUCUUGGGUCGACACCCUUGGAGGAAGGUUCCCCUUUAUGCACUGUCACACCUCUUGGGAGCUUUUCUCGGCGCGGCAACGGUUUAUCUCCAGUACUACGAUGCCAUCCAGGUGUUCAGCGGAGGUCAGCUGUUAGUGGCAGGCCCCAAUGCCACCGCCGCGAUCUUCUGCUCGUACCCAGCGGAGCACCUCAGCUUUUGGGGAGGCCUCGUGGAUCAGGUGGUGGCCACUGCUCUGCUGCUCAUCUGUUGCCUGGCUGUGGUGGAUCGGAGACAGGGGCGGCUCCCUAACGGACUCGCGCCUGUCCUUGUUGGAGCGCUGAUCCUCGCUAUUGGACUGUCUAUGGGCUCCAACUGUGGAUUCCCCCUCAACCCAGCCAGGGAUCUGGGGCCCCGGCUGUUCACGUUCAUCGCAGGCUGGGGGGAAGAAGUGUUCACGGCCGGAGGUGGUUGGUGGUGGAUUCCCACAGUGGCCCCCUUUGUGGGUGGGCUGCUCGGAACCGUCAUCUACGAGCUACUAAUUGAAGUUCACCAUCUGACCACGCCACAUGAGGAGCAGAGUCCAGGUCCUGAGCUGGAGGAGGUGGUGGUGGACUCCGGAAACAACAGCAAAAUUCAGCUUGAGCCCUUGGAGCGGAGCGGUGACCCCCUGCCCUGGAACGGAUGGAGAAGCCAGAGUGUCGGAGACGUCGGCGUUGGACCAUGGAAGACCGAGACCAGGACCAGCCCCCAUUUCCGUUCGUUGUCAUUGUUUUAG
This is a messenger RNA of Sphaeramia orbicularis (orbiculate cardinalfish), 1008 nucleotides long. RefSeq names its product aquaporin-10-like. Gene Ontology annotation, molecular function: glycerol channel activity; water channel activity; urea transmembrane transporter activity. Gene Ontology annotation, biological process: water transport; glycerol transmembrane transport. The transcript has 7 exons. The coding region runs from base 1 to 1008 and encodes 335 amino acids. Lineage: Eukaryota; Metazoa; Chordata; Actinopteri; Kurtiformes; Apogonidae. Gene Ontology annotation, cellular component: plasma membrane; basolateral plasma membrane. The record is from RefSeq and is a predicted model, not a curated record.